This is a messenger RNA of Panicum virgatum (switchgrass), 2280 nucleotides long. Its product is annotated as E3 ubiquitin-protein ligase CHIP-like. The coding region runs from base 1118 to 1957 and encodes 279 amino acids. The transcript is spliced from 11 exons. NCBI's taxonomy places the organism in Eukaryota, Viridiplantae, Streptophyta, Magnoliopsida, Poales, Poaceae. The record is from RefSeq and is a predicted model, not a curated record. Gene Ontology annotation, cellular component: cytoplasm. Gene Ontology annotation, biological process: proteasome-mediated ubiquitin-dependent protein catabolic process; cellular response to misfolded protein; protein polyubiquitination. Gene Ontology annotation, molecular function: ubiquitin protein ligase activity; protein-folding chaperone binding.
GAAUCUGGACCAUCAAAGCAUCAAGAAGUUGCUGAACAGGAACAGUUAUCUGAUUGUAAUCUUUCAUGUAUUCUUGAAUUUGAUGGUGCCUGUAAAGGAAAUCCCGGGAAAUCAGGUGCUGGAGUCAUAAUUCAGCGGUUAGAUGGAUCUGUGGUAUUACAACCAACAACGCUGCUGAAUAUCGUGCAUUGAUCCUGGGGCUAGAUUAUGCUGCCAAGAAGGGAUUCAAGCAUAUUCGUGCUCAAGGAGAUUCUAAGCUUGUCUGUAAGCAGGUUCAAGAUCUCUGGCGGUGUAGGAGUGAUAAUAUGGCUGUCUUGUGUAAGAAAGCUAAGGAACUCAAGGGGACAUUUCUUACAUUUCAAAUCAACCAUGUUUUGAGGGUAGGUCUCACAUUUUCCUAUCCUUUUACCUUGUUAAUAUCUUCCAUCAUCCAGCUUUAUGUUGCAUGCCUGUACGUACAACAUGCAUUUUUAUUAUUCCAUUUUUAAUGAUGCGACCUAGAUACAACAUAUGUACUUUGUCACGAAAAUUUUAUUGGCCAAUCAUGUAUAAUAGUAAUUCUUUCUUUAUAGAUAGUUGGCAUAACCUGAUCGGUUUGCAUAAUAACUGUUUCAUGUAUAUUAGCAUAAUACUAUGUUUUCAGAAUGGAAGGAGUUACAAAUGAUGUACAAGAUCGUUGCUUCCCAUUGAUGCAGUGCCAAGUGCUAGUUAACAUAUUUGUUCCAUUGGUUUUUGCCAGUCUGUAUAAUAUGAAAGCAUUUAGGUUGACAUCUGUAUAGAUGUGUAGUUUUAUUCAGCAGUCGUGACAAGGCAGUUCGUUUCAGCAGCCCUCUGAAACUAAAAAAGAAAAAAAUUUGAAUUUAAACUAAAAAAGAAAAAAAUUUGAAUUUAACCUAAACCGACCGGUUACCGGUCAAACCGGACCGGUAAACCGGUCUAACCGGACGGUUAGCCGUUCGAAACCGGUAUAAUUGCGGAUUUUAAAUUCAAAUUUGAGUUUGACCGGUUUUUACCGGUUCCGGUAAAAAAACCUUGGUGAAUACGCACUUCGAUUUGCCGUCUCCGUCGUCCCUUCGAUCUCCUGCCGUGUGCCGCGUCCGCGCAACCAAGGGAAGGCAUGGCGGCGGGCGGGGGCGGCGUGGCGCAGCAGGCGGAGCUCCGGCGGAUCGAGGGCAACGCCUGCUUCAAGAAGGCCCGCCUCGGUGCCGCCAUCGACUGCUACACCGAGGCAAUCGCGCUCUGCCCCGACGUCGCCGUCUACUGGAUGAAUCGGGCCCUGUGCCAUUUCAGGCGCAAGGAGUGGGCCAAGGUCGAAGAGGAUAGCAGGAGGGCUCUUGCACUUGAUGACACUCUAGUCAAGGGGCACUAUCUGCUGGGAUAUGCACUGCUCGACAAGGAGGAAUUUGCUCUUGCUAUCAAGGAAUUUGAAAAGGCUCUGAAUCUCUUGAAGUCCUUGAGUUCAACGGAUAAAAUGGCCGAGGACGUUUGGCAGGUCCUUGCUAAGGCAAAAUACCUAGAUUGGGAAAAGCAUUCCACUGAACGAGUUUGGAGGAUACAAAGUUUGAAGGAAGCUUGUGAAAGUGCAUUGCAGGAGCAUCACUUUCUUAGUGGCACACUUGUGGAAGACUCGGAUGGAUCAAGCAACGAGUAUUCAGAACAAAUUAAAUUGCUAUCAGAGGUCUUCAGCAAAGCGACACUUGCCGAUACACCAGUAGAUGUGCCCGAUUACCUUUGCUGUCAGAUAACUUUCGAGAUAUUUAGAGACCCAGUGAUCACACCCAGUGGCGUAACAUAUGAGCGGGCUGUACUUCUUGAACAUCUCGACAAGGUUGGCAAUUUCGACCCGGUGACGCGAGAGCCUCUGAAGGAGCACCAGCUGGUUCCAAACCUGGCCAUCAAGGAAGCAGUGCAGACCUAUCUGAAAGAGCACAGCUGGGCCUACAAGCUGAACUGUUAGAUGCCGUUUGUGGUGUGUGCUGGGUGCUCUGCUGAGUGCUGACUGCUGACUGCUGCUACUGAUGAAUGCUCGUCUUAGGGUUACCUUCUGUGACUACAAUCAUAUGUCAGUGUGAUACAGAUUGAGGUUAGAUUGCUCGAUUCAUUGAUUAUCAAGCAAGUUGAGUUGUAACUGCAGACAUCGACCGAUUGGAGCAAAUGUACAUAAACAUUCAAGGUUAGAGUAGCCAUUUCCACUCAGUCAUCAGUUCUUGACUUAGCAACUGCUUGGUUCAGUUCAGGCUACGAUCCUGAAGCUCACCUGAAGCAGCAAUAUUUUCACCA